UAUCCCGUCACUCAGACCAUAACGACGCUGUCUCUCUCACACACCCUCUCUCUCUCUCUCUUUCCCUCCCUCUCUCUGUCUCCAUAUUUCAAUUACCUGUGAUAUAAUUUGAAGUGCAUAAAAUGGAUAAAAGGAGAGUCUUCGCGGUGGUGGUGUUGGGCGGAGUGCUGACUGCAUUGUGUUUGCUCUACUCCUCUUCCACGCUACUGUCCAUCAGGGGGGAAUAUAGUCUACAGCCAAGAGUGGUGGAAAGCUUCCGAGCGCCGAAACCAUUUGAUCCCUACAGCCAACCACCAACAACAACACCACCUCCACCACCUCCACCACCACCACCACAACCAUCACCCGCCCAUGACUUCGCAUAUAUCGAUCCCACCCUGGACGCGAUCAAAACCGAGCCGAAUGUUUUCCACGACGAUUAUGUUAACCAGACUCUUGUAGAUGGAACGAAACUGAAAAUCAUUCUGUACUGGAACGACGUCUACGGCGUCAAACACUUCGGCCUCGGCUAUGGACACAAGCCCUUCCUGGAUGCCGGCUGCCGCGUCAACACCUGUCUGACCACCGGGAACAGGCAACGCUACCCCCCAGACCAGCUUGACGCCCUGCUCUGGCACUAUCGGGCAAACGACAAGUCCCUUCCUAAAAAGAGGUCCCCACACACCAGGUACAUCUUCUGGUUAAUGGAGUCCGCGUCUUACCUGUAUGGCAGUGUGAUCCCCUUCAACGGCGUCUUCAACUGGACUUUUACCUACAGACGGGACUCCGAUAUCUACAACCCGUACGGAAGGGUGUACCGGCGCCGCACCCCUCUCCCCACCCCCCCCAUACCCCGGGACUACGCCGAGGGGAAAACCAAGAUGGCCGCCUGGUUCGUGUCCCACUGCCACACGGAGUCCGACAGGGAAGCGCUGGUUAAGGAGAUGCAGAAGUGGAUGAAAGUGGACAUCUACGGCAGCUGCGGGAAUUUGCAGUGUGACCGUAGCAAGAAUCGUGAGUGUCAGGAAAUGCUGAGCCGAGACUACAAGUUCUACCUCUCCUUUGAGAACUCCCUCUGCCACGACUACAUCACCGAGAAGUUCUUUGGGAUCCUGAACUUGGACAUCCUCCCUGUGGUCUGGGGCGCCGGGCCAUACGAAGAAAUAGCACCCCCGCACUCCUACAUCAACGCCCGGGACUUUGCUUCGCCUCACGCCCUUGUUGACUACCUCCUGUACCUUGACAAGAACCACACUGCUUACAACGAGUAUUUCAGGUGGAAGCCGUAUUUCCAGCAGUCGUACGAUUGGGCCAGGAAGGCAAAGGCUUUCUGCGACCUCUGCGAGAAACUCCACAGCGACGAACCGCCCAAAACCGUCAACCUCCAGAAGUGGUUCGUGGAGGACUCCCACUGCCAGACCCACCGCGACUCCGCCAUCAGGAACUUCAUACAUCAAGGGAAGAAGCGCAUGGACAAAAAUCGGAUACUGCAUCGUAAAAGUCCUCUUGUCGCUGCUUCAAACAAUAGAAAAUAUACCAGGAGGGCGAAAAGAGGUCAAUUUUGCGUGGAGGGAAGUCUUGAUACUCUCCUCGUGAAAGAGCUCAAGUCGUAGGCAGGAGGAAAUACAGACGAAGGAAGGCUGUACCAGGGUUUACCAGCGGAAGGAAUGAGAGAAGGAAGAUGCUGGAUAACUAAUGCAUAAGAGUUAAUAAGGAAAGGGUGAGAAGGACAGAGGAAGGGAGAAAAGGGGAAAGGAAGGAAGGAUGGAAAGAGGAUAGAAAAAUGUGAAAGUAAUCAGGUCGUGUAAGUAGAUUAGUGUAUGUAGUUAGGUAGUGUAAGUAGUUUGUAUAAGUAGUUAAUUUCAUUUUUCAUUUCCUCAAGGGGCCAGGACAGGAUUGGGAUAAGGGUUAGGAUGAGGAAAGAUAUUGGGACAUGGUGAAGGGCCAGUAUUAGGGAGAUAAUGAUUGAUGAUCCUAUUUCUAAAUGUGUCAAGAGUGGGACUAUUAACUACAUGAGAUGGGAGAUGAUUCCACUCUUGGAUGCUGCGGGGAAAGAAUGAAUAUCUGAAUAUACAAAUGUUAGUCUGGUAAGUGUGGUAUUGAAGGUUGUGGCUGCCUCUAGUGGAUCAUGUAGUUGUCGGGUGUAAAUAAGUCUCUUUGUUUAUGUCUACUAAAUUGUUUGUGAUUAUAUGUAGCAUUUGUUGUCUGUGUAUUUGUCUUCGUGUUGCUAAUGGGUCUAGUUUUGUCUUGUUUAAUCAAAGUGACUGAUGUGGUGUGUCUAUAAUCACGUCUGACCCAUCCUGCAGCUUUCUUUUGUAUGGCCUCUAAUUUAUUCAUGUUAUUGUUAGUGUGUGGGUCCCAGACGGUGGCACAAUAUUCUAUGUUUGGCCGAACGAGUGUCUUAUAUGCAAGAAUUUUGAUGUUUGUGUUACACGUGCUAAGGUUCCUACGCAGGAACCCCAGGGCUCUGUGAGCUUUGGCCCUGAUGCUGCCCACGUGUGUGUUCCAUCAGAUGUCUGCUGAGAUGUGUGCGCCCAAGUAUUUAUAUGAAGAGACAGUGGUCAGGUUUGUGUCAUGGAGUUUGUUAGUACGAGUGAAACGGAUGUGAUGGCAUUUGUCUGGUCUAAACGUCAUCUGCUACUUGCCUUCCCAGUCUUCAAGUGCAGCUAAAUCAUCCUGUAGGCGAAGACAGUCAUCCCUAUCUAAAAUGGGUCGAUAAACUAAGCUCUACUAAGCAUCUGCAGAAAGUCUAGUAGUAGAGGAAGGUGACAGUGGGAGAUCAUUAAUGUAGGAAAGGAAAAGAAGGGGGCCCAAGACGGUGCCUCGAGGUACCCCAGAAGUUACAGGAACAGUUGAGGAUUGGUUGCCAUUAAGAACAGCUCGAUGCCUGCGGGUAGUCUAAAACGUGGUAAUCCAGUUAGAAAGUUGUCCUCGUAUGCCAUAGAAUUCUAAUUUAGCUAACAGUCAUUGGUGGUAGUGUAAGUAGAUUAGUGUCAGUGGUUUUGUAUAAGUAAUAAGGUAGUGUAAAUAGUCUGUGUUGGUAGUGUAAGUAGAUUAGUGUCAGUGGUUUUGUAUAAGUAAUAAGGUAGUGUAAGUAGUUUGUGUGGGUAGUGUAAGUAGAUUAGUGUCUGUGGUUUUGUAUAAGUAGUAAGGUAGUGUAAGUAGUCUGUGUUGAUAGUGUAAGUAGAUUAAUGUCAGUAGUUUUGUAUAAGUAAUAAGGUUGUGUAAGUAGUUUGUGUAAGUAGUGAAGUAGAUUUGUGUACGUAGUUUUGUAUAAGUAGUUUGUGUAAGUAUUGAAGUAGAUUAGUGUACGUAGUUUUAUAUAAGUAGUUAGAUGCUGUAAGUAGAUCAGUGUAAGUAGUUUAGCAUUAAUAGUUUUGUAUCGGUAAAUUUGUACGAUAAACUGGAUGGAACAGUUGGUAGCUUCGUGUGGUAGAUAUUUUGUACAACUAAUUUUUUUAUUAUUAUUAAGUAAUUAUAUAAGUGAUUCCGUGUAACCAGACUUGUAUAACGAAUAGCUCCUCUAGUCUUUUCGCACGCGUGAUUUCGUAUAAAUUGUUUGACCGAUGUUGUUUUUUGACCUCCUCCUCCUCCUCCUCCGAUACCCUACGCCCCUGUCCACCCAGCAGUGAAUGGGUACCAGGUAUUAAUCGGGGGUUGUGUCCCGUCUCCUGGGGUCUGUUCCCUUCCUUCUCCUAUAAUUCCUUCCCCCUCCUGUCUCUCUCCGGCAUAUGACCACAGAUAUUGCGCCGACUAAACGAAACUUUCCAACUUUCCUCUUCAGUAUUCCUCGUUCUCCUUUCCUCCUCCAUUAGUUGGCCUUCCGCCCUUUCUCCCUUCCUCCCCCCUCUGACCUGACCUUUCUCUGACCUCUUGACAGACGAGGGCGUAACAGAACGGGACGCGACGCCGGACGUGACCUCAGGGGCGCGGGUGGCAGGGCGACUCUUCUCCAAAUGACCUGACCUGACCUCCCCUCCACCCGUCUUGCCUAAUGAGUUUGCUUGAUUAACCUGUUGAUUGAUCGCGCGUGGAGGUGUGUGUGGGGGGGGGGGGAUGUGUGUGUUUGUGUGUGCGUGUGCGAGUUCACCGGUUAAUUAUUGGGUGUGCGCGUUUCCAUGAUCGUUUUUUUUAUACAACCACGUGUGUGUGUGUGUGUGUGUGUGUGUGUGUGUGUGUGUGUGUGUGUGUGUGUGUGUGUGUUCGUGUGCGGAUACAUUGUGCCUUAAUUAAAAGCCGAUUCCUGGUUGUGUUUUGUAAUUAUAUUUUUUCUAAUGUAAUACAUUUGUUAUUUAUGGUAAA
Messenger RNA from Eriocheir sinensis (Chinese mitten crab), 4281 nucleotides. RefSeq names its product alpha-(1,3)-fucosyltransferase C-like. The record is from RefSeq and is a predicted model, not a curated record. Gene Ontology annotation, molecular function: alpha-(1->3)-fucosyltransferase activity. Lineage: Eukaryota; Metazoa; Arthropoda; Malacostraca; Decapoda; Varunidae. Bases 123 to 1592 code for a protein of 489 amino acids. Gene Ontology annotation, cellular component: membrane. The transcript is spliced from 10 exons.